GAUGGGAAAGGUCGAAGCAGCGAGAGAGUGAAUGAGAAACUCGCCUGAUCCAUCGGAAUGUGUUAGCUGUGAUGGCUGCGACUUUUGACGUUCAGCCGGUCAAUCGGUUUGCUGGAAAAUGUCCGCCCUUGAAGAGACCGCAGGAAAUUGCCUACUUCUCGUACGAUGACGACCACAAGUUCCGUCUUGACGAGUCAUCGCUCAAAUACUUCUACCCGCCAGAGUAUUCUCAUCAUUUACCCGCUAACCUAUGUGAUGGCUUCGACACGUUCCAGAAGCAUGAUGAUUCCAUCGACGAGCAUCUUGAUAGUCUUUUGACUACCAUCAUGGAAAUGGAGAAGGCAGAGGGCAAGCGUUCUGAAGUCGAUUUCAUCACCUGGCGCGGUAUGGUGACUAAGAUCCUCACGGCGCCUUUUGAUCAUUUCAGCAAGUUCGAGAUGAACGCAACUCUUUUCCAAGGAACAAUAUUCAUUGAAGACUGCCACGAGGCAAAGGUCGCCGACCAAGGCCGCCAACGAAGCCAACCUUCACGACCAGGCGCUCAUUCUCAAGAUAUGAUGAGCUAUUGGGGCUAUAAAUUCGAGACACUAUGCGUGAUGCCAAAUACGUGGGGCGAAACCUCCCGAGAGUUCAUCGAAAACAGACACAAACAUAUCGUGAGCAACAAAGCUCAAUACUGUUCGGUGGUCAAAACUGGCUUUGCGAAUUCCAGCUUGAUCAUUGGCGGCGAGGUAGACGCAGUCCAGACCAAGAAGCCAUACGAUCCAGAAAUUCCCGGCUCAAAAGAUCGUCCGAUACCUUGGGUUGAACUGAAGACGUCAGAGGUGAUCCAAUCCGAUAGAGACGUCCUCAAAUUUGAGCGCAAACUCCUCAAGUUCUGGGCGCAGUCUUUCCUUCUAGGCGUUCCCAGAGUCACGGUCGGCUUCCGGACGAAGGAAGGCAUACUCACACAUCUUCAAAACCUGGAGGUCCUCAAGAUACCAGGCCAAGUCAAGAACGGCAAGGGAACGUGGGACGGGAACUCAUGCAUCAAUUUCACCGGAGCUUUCCUAGACUUUUUGAAGAAGACGAUCACAUCAGAGGGCAUUUGGAAGAUCCGCCGCCUGGAGAAAUCACCAGUCAUCGAGGUCUUCCAGGUUGAACCAAGCGGCCACGGUCGAAUCCUAACUCCUGAAUUUAUCAACUGGCGUCAGCAACAAAUUGCAGGUGAAGUGAUGCGAAUGCUAUGAUGAGCACUACUCUCGGUGGACCAGUCCCCGGUUUGAAAGCCAGCAGCAGACUGUAUCCUUCAAGAGACUCUCCAAACCUAGUUCGAGGGCGUUGGAAUUACCAAAACAUCACAAAAGUGUUCACUCGUCACUGAGUUGGACAUGUUGCAGGUAGGUAUGGAAGGAAGUAGGUCUCAUUCCAAACGUCAUCGUUAGGUAGGCGAGGCCAGGAAUAAAAGCAUGAAGUAACAAACUUUCUUGCCGUUAUUCCCGAAAACUUUGAUUCAGCGUACAACAUUUUCAGAGCGAUUAGUCCAGUAGGCAAGCCAAAAUCCACAAUCCUGAAUCGUCACAUUCUAGAACACCGGCUUGGCUUCCUAAUUGGUGUCUUCCAUGACGACUGACGAAGGAUCACAAACGUCUGUUUCAGAAUCCCGCG
This is a messenger RNA of Mytilinidion resinicola, 1647 nucleotides long. RefSeq names its product RAI1-domain-containing protein. The coding region runs from base 72 to 1229 and encodes 385 amino acids. Gene Ontology annotation, biological process: NAD-cap decapping; nuclear-transcribed mRNA catabolic process. NCBI's taxonomy places the organism in Eukaryota, Fungi, Ascomycota, Dothideomycetes, Mytilinidiales, Mytilinidiaceae. Gene Ontology annotation, cellular component: nucleus; cytosol. Gene Ontology annotation, molecular function: mRNA 5'-diphosphatase activity. The record is from RefSeq and is a predicted model, not a curated record. The transcript has 9 exons.